GGUCCCAUAAAAAGGACUAGGACUGGGUCCCAGACACCAGGCAAGUCCUUAGACUGCACCACAGGACAGAAGGCACGAUGGCACAGAAUGCUAAGAUCCAGGCUGCCUGUCUCCUGCUUCUCCUCAGCGCCAGCCUGGCCAGCAGCGCCUUUCUCCAGCAGCUGGCAAGACAGCCCGAUGCACUCCAGCCUGGGCACAGGGCAGAAGGCAGGGCCGAUGAGACGCUCCUGGCUCCAACGCGGACCAAGCGGGACACCUACUUACCAGUCUGCGUCUUCUGCUGCCGAUGCUGUAACAAUCGUAGCUGUGGCAUCUGUUGCAAAACAUAGUGCCAAGUGUCCAGUUCUCUCAGCACCCCUCGCCUGCCCCUCAGCCCCCAUUUAUUUAUGAACUCAAAAUAAAUGUGAUGAUUUUGUUUUCAAA
Molecule: messenger RNA, 423 nt
Organism: Alexandromys fortis (reed vole)
Lineage: Eukaryota; Metazoa; Chordata; Mammalia; Rodentia; Cricetidae
Gene: Hamp
Product: hepcidin antimicrobial peptide
Exons: 3
Coding region: 78-329 (83 amino acids)
Biological process (GO): negative regulation of iron ion transmembrane transport; intracellular iron ion homeostasis; defense response to bacterium
Cellular component (GO): extracellular region
Source: RefSeq, a predicted model, not a curated record